GCUUUAUUUUUUUAGCUUCCAAGCUCUGAGCUACUUUAUCACUCACGUGAUGUUAAUAUUUUCUACUUGAAUAUGCCUUUUUUUUUUUUACAGAGCGUGAUGAACCUCAGAUGCAAAAGAGUUCUGAUACCGUUUACAUUAGUGGACUCGGUACAGACAUGUCCGAGAAGGAUUUGGUAUCAAAACUCGAAGAACGAUUCUCGUCCAUUGGACGCAUUAAGACCGACAAGCGGACCAUGACUCCGAAGAUCCGCGUUUAUAUUGACAACGCGACUGGUGCGCCAAAAGGAGAUGCCAUUGUCACUUAUGAGGAUCCAUUCACAACCGAUGCUGCUAUUAAAUGGUUCAAUGGCACUGAUUUCCAUGGGCAUACAAUCAAAGUAGAAAUGUCUGAACAAAAGGUUUAUGCCGGAGGAUUUGGUGGGCGUGGUCGCGGUCGUGGUCGCGGAGGAUUUGGAGGCAGUGACCGCGGCGGAUUUAGUGGUGGACGUGGUGGUGGACGCGGCGGCUUCGGUGCUGGUGGUGGUGGCGGUCCCCCACCUCGCGAAGGCGAUUGGGUUUGCGAAAAAUGUCAGAAAAACAAUUUUGCCCGACGACAAGAGUGUAUGCAAUGCCAAGCCCCGAGACCUCCAGGCACCGGAGGUGGAGAUGGACAGCGCUAUGGAGGUGGAGGUGGAGGUGGAGGUGAUAGAGGAAGCUCGCGCUCAGGCUAUGGCGGCGGUAAUGACCGUAGCAGUUUUGGUGGAGGUGGUGACCGAGGCAACUACGGAGGCAAUGAUCGUAGCAACUAUGGUGGAGGCAGUGAUCGUGGUAACUAUGGAGGUGGCCGAGGCGGAUAUGGUGGUGGGGGCGACCGUAAUAAUUAUGGAGGCAAUGAGCGUGGUGGUUACGGUGGUAGCAACGACCGUGGAGGCGAUCGCGGCAACCAUGGUGAUCGUGGUAACAGCGGAUAUUCAGGUGGGUAUGGAGACCGCUCAGAUCGCAGCAGCGGUGGACGUGGAGGCCGAGGUGGUCGCGAUGAUGGCGGACGUGGAUAUAAUGGAGGCGGUGGAGGUGCUGAUCGAGAUGAUCGUCGCUACGAUCGCCGUGACCGGCCUUACUAAAUAUUCGGUCAAACAAAAGCGAUAUGAGCAUGACAUGUUGGAGCACUAUUAAGUCAAGAAAUCAGGGCGGAAAAGGAAAUAAGCCUGCAAGACUAAUUUUUUUUUAUGCAAAUCCAAACGUAUC
Messenger RNA from Lobosporangium transversale, 1227 nucleotides. RefSeq lists its product as hypothetical. Gene Ontology annotation, cellular component: nucleus. Lineage: Eukaryota; Fungi; Mortierellomycota; Mortierellomycetes; Mortierellales; Mortierellaceae. Gene Ontology annotation, molecular function: RNA binding; transcription coregulator activity. The record is from RefSeq and is a predicted model, not a curated record. Gene Ontology annotation, biological process: regulation of DNA-templated transcription. The transcript is spliced from 5 exons. The coding region runs from base 111 to 1103 and encodes 330 amino acids.